GCUCAACUCCCCUCGCCUUUAAGGGUUUUAAAAAGAUGACAUCUUUAACCCGGGUUGUGUCUUUGCUCUGUUUCUUUUGCUGCUAUGGAGAAAACGAGCCCAUUCAAACAUUUGUAAUCCCUCACAGUCACAUGGAUGUUGGCUGGGUGUACACUGUCCAGGAGAGUAUGCACGCCUAUGCUGCCAAUGUUUACACCACAGUGACUGAGGAGCUGUCGAAGGCUCCAGAGCGCAGGUUCAUCGCCGUGGAGCAGGAGUUCUUUCGACUUUGGUGGGAUACUGUGGCCACAGAGUCCCAUAAGAAACAAGUGCGACAGCUUGUCAAAGAGGGUCGACUUGAGUUCAUCAUCGGGGGACAAGUGAUGCAUGACGAGGCUGUCACUGACCUAAACGACGAGAUACUACAGAUGACGGAGGGACACGGUUUCCUGUACCAAACGUUCGGGGUGCGUCCUCAGUUUUCCUGGCAUGUGGAUCCGUUUGGAGCUUCGGCCACCACCCCGGUCCUCUUCGCCCUGGCUGGGUUCAACGCCCACCUCAUCUCCCGCAUUGACUAUGACCUCAAAGACUCGAUGCAGAAAAGCAAGAAACUACAGUUUGUUUGGAGAGGUUCUCCCUCUCUUAAAGAGAAGCAGCAGAUCUUCACUCACACUAUGGACCAGUUUAGCUAUUGCACCCCAUCACACCUGCCGUUCUCCAACAGCUCUGGUUUCUACUGGAAUGGGGUCGCCUUGUUUCCCGAUCCUCCUAAAAACGGCGCUUACCCCAACAUGAGCCUGCCCGUAACCAAGGACACCGUACACGCCUACGCCAAGACCAUGGUGGAGAACAUCAAAGAGAGGGCGGCGUGGUUCAGGACCAAGCACGUGCUCUGGCCUUGGGGCUGUGACAAACAGUUCUACAACUCAUCCGUCCAGUUCAACAACAUGGACCCUCUAAUGAAAUAUAUCAACCAGAACAGUAAAGAGUUUGGGGUGACGGUGCAGUAUGCCACUCUGAGUGAGUACUUCAAAGCCAUCUACCAAUCGAAUCAGGUCUGGGACCUCCGUGGGAGUGAAGAUUUUCUACCGUAUUCCACUGAGCCGUACCAGGCAUGGACAGGGUUUUACGCCUCCAGAAACAUCCUAAAAGGAGUGGCAAGACAGGCCAGUUCCCAGCUUCACGCAGCAGAGACUCUCUUCACCCGCUACAGAAUCAGCUUCCCUGAUGGACCUGUGGCUAAAGACUGGGCACUAGACAAACUUAGAGCACUUCGCUGGGCUGUCUCAGAGGUCCAGCACCAUGAUGGCAUCACUGGCACCGAGUCUCCCAAAGUGGAAAACAUGUACCUGCAGCAUCUCAUGCAGGCCAUGAUGGGGGUCGAGGAGCUUCUAGCUGCACUCUUCCUGCUGCCUCACAACCUCAACUUACCCAGCAUCCUUGGCAGCCGUAACCACAAAAAAGGUGGUCAUCAGACGUUGGAGCAACACGUCAUUGUUUACAACCCGUUGGCGUGGAACAUCACCACUAUUAUCAACGUCAAUGCAACUUUCCCCUCAGCUGCUGUCUUUGAUGAUGAAGGACAUCCUGUGCCUGCACAGAUCCAGAGGUCGGCAGAGUCCAACAUGACCUAUGAUCUUUUCAUCGUGGUUGAACUGGGAGGCCUUCAGCACAGGAAAUACCUGAUUAAGUUCUCGGAGAAGAAAUGCUCCGGGAGGCGGCUGAAGUGCGACUGGACGUACGAGGCUGAAGCGGUUCAGUUCGAGAGACGAUUCACCCCCAGCUCGUCGCAAACCGGGAGAAGACUCCUCCCUGUUCUGAGUGAUUGUUACAAGCUCAUGUUUGACCAGGAUACAAAUCUUCUCUACAGCACAACCUAUCUUCCAGAAAAAACGACAGUCAGGAUGACGCAGGAUUUCUGGGAGUACCACGCUAACGGAGACGUAAAAGCAGGACCCAUCUCUGAUAACUACAUCUUCAGUGCGAACGGUUCAGCUGCGCGGGCAUACAAGGCCGUCGAAAUGGAGAUCGUCCCCGGGAAGGUCGUGACAGAAAUCAGGCAACACUUCUACAGAGAGAAAAAUGAUAAAGACUACGCUUACUCCAUCACCACCCGUGUCCCAGAAUGCUUUGGGAGCAGGCCUCGGUGUCACAGGCUGGAGCAGACGUACUCUCUGGGUCCCCUCCAUCUCAACACUGAGGUCGUCCUCCGAACCAGCUCCUCCUUGCAGAACAACAGGACUCUGUACACGGAUGACAACGGCUACCAGAUGAUGAAGAGAACAUACAGGAAGUUCACUAAUAACACUUUAGCUAGAAACUACUUCCCCAUGGUUCGGGCAGCCUACAUUGAGGACCGCCUCAGCAGACUGGUUCUGGUCAGUGACAGAGCUCAUGGCGUAUCAAGCCAAGCUAACGGAGAACUAGAGGUUAUGCUCCAUCGCCGUCUUUGGAACAACUUAGCCUGGAACCUCGGCUACAACCUGACGCUGAACGACAGCUCGGUCGUGAGGCCCACUCUGUGGUUGAUGCUGGGCUCCAUCGGUACCACUACCAAGCUCUACCACAGGGAGGCGAUAGAGCUGCAGCACAGACCUGUCAUCAUGCCAAUAGACCAACCACAGAGGCCCUGGCAGGAGAAGAAAACAAAAGGAGGUUCUGUGCGCUUAGUGGUCCUGCCACCCAACCUCCACCUGCUCAGCUUCAGUGUCCCUGGAUGGAACUACAGCUCCAACCACAAUGUUCACCUCGGCCACAUUUACUCAGAUCAAGAUUUGCACUCUGAGCCAGACUACAAUCGGGUCCUGUUAAGAAUCAUGCAUCUCUUCGAGGAGGGAGAAGACCCUGAGCUAUCAAAACCGGUCACCAUAAACAUGAAGAAAGUUUUGCAGGGGGUAGGAGAAGUAAAAGUGCUGGAGGAGCGUUCUCUAACAGGAACCUGGGACAUCAACAGUCUGCAGAGGUGGAAGUGGAACACUACAGAUAACUUAGACACAAACAAAGACGGGUGUUGGAGUUAUGGAGAUGAUGCCUUCACUGUCAGCAUCUCACCCAAAGAGAUCAGGACCUUUUUUGUCCACUUUGCCUCGAGAAUCUUUUAGACUGAGCCGUCUUUUUGUCUUCUAUGAAGAUCUUUAGAAACACCAUGACAGUUAUUUUUAAAGAUUUAAAUCUUUGCUGCACUGUUUAUUAAUGCUUUUUUGCACCUUUUGGUAAUUUGUGAACCAGCGCUGAUGUGUCGACAAUGUGAGAGCGCCAAUAUGGAGUCCCUGUUGACUCUCACUAAAAUCAUGAUUAUUUGUGUUUGAAUAUCUGAUUCAAUUACACAGGCCAAUCACCAGCACAGUAACAUUUGUA
Labrus mixtus (cuckoo wrasse) is the source of this 3336-nucleotide messenger RNA. It is a transcript of the gene man2b2, whose product is annotated as mannosidase, alpha, class 2B, member 2. The transcript has 19 exons. NCBI's taxonomy places the organism in Eukaryota, Metazoa, Chordata, Actinopteri, Labriformes, Labridae. Gene Ontology annotation, biological process: mannose metabolic process. Gene Ontology annotation, molecular function: carbohydrate binding; alpha-mannosidase activity. Gene Ontology annotation, cellular component: lysosome. The coding region runs from base 36 to 3080 and encodes 1014 amino acids. The record is from RefSeq and is a predicted model, not a curated record.